Cajanus cajan (pigeon pea) is the source of this 1480-nucleotide messenger RNA. Its product is annotated as glucan endo-1,3-beta-glucosidase 8. NCBI's taxonomy places the organism in Eukaryota, Viridiplantae, Streptophyta, Magnoliopsida, Fabales, Fabaceae. Gene Ontology annotation, biological process: carbohydrate metabolic process. Gene Ontology annotation, molecular function: hydrolase activity, hydrolyzing O-glycosyl compounds. The record is from RefSeq and is a predicted model, not a curated record.
AAUCAUGGGUCGAGCCAUGUGGGGGCUUUGUUUGAUAUUUGCCCUAGCUCAUUACCAAUUUCAAGGUGCCCAUGGAGCAGAUUCUGUACCAGCUGGUCUUGGUAUCAAUUGGGGUGCAUUAGCAUCCCACCCUUUGAGUCCUGACAUUGUGGUAAAUUUGUUGAAGGACAAUGGCAUCAAGAAGGUAAAACUUUUCGAUGCAGAUUCUUGGGUCGUGAGUGCUUUCUCUGGCACAGACAUUGAAGUCAUGGUCGGAAUACCUAAUGAUCAAUUGAGUAAAUUUGCUGCAAGUAGCAGAGAUGCAGAACAUUGGGUCAAAGAAAAUGUCACCAUACAUAUUCACGGUCAUGAUCAUCGUGGGGGCGUCAACAUCAGAUACAUAUCUGUUGGAAAUGAACCAUUCAUGGAAGAUUACAACGGUAUGUACGUUAAAACCACAUUCCCAGCAAUGCAAAAUAUUCAAAAUGCCCUCGAUAAGGCUGGUCUUGGAGACAAAGUGAAGGUAACUACAGCUUUGAAUGCCGAUGUUUACAGCUCUCCUUCUGACAAGCCAUCAGAUGGAGAAUUUCGAAGUGACAUUCGUGAUGCCAUAAACCAAAUACUAAGUUUUCUUCACCAAAGGGACUCACCAUUUCUUGUCAACAUAUACCCUUUUCUUAGUCUCUUCCAGAAUGACAAUUUUCCUAAAGAGUUAGCAUUCUUUGAUGGACAAGGUCAAACAAUCCACGACAAAAAUGCACAAUAUACCAACGUGUUUGAUGCAAACUUUGACACCCUUGUUUGGUCAUUGAAAAAAGCUGGCUACCCUGACAUGAGAGUUGUGGUUGGUGAAAUAGGGUGGCCAACUGAUGGUAACAAAAAUGCUAACACCUAUAAUGCAAAGAGGUUCUACCACGGGUUGCUCAAGAAAAUGGCAAGCAAAAAGGGUACUCCACUUAGACCUGGAGCCAUGGACAUGUAUCUGUUUUCUCUUUUUGAUGAGGACUUGAAGAGUAUUGCACCUGGCAACUUUGAGCGUCACUGGGGGAUUUUUGGCUACGAUGGAAGGCCUAAGUUUCCCAUUGAUUUUUCUGGCCAGGGACAAGACCAAUGGCCUGUGGCAGCCAAAGGUGUUGUUUACCAAGAUCGUAAAUGGUGUGUCCUAAAUAGUGAUGUUAAGAACCUUAGCAAGGUGCCAAGUGCAUUGGACUAUGCUUGUGGUGGUGCUGAUUGUACAAGCUUAGGAUUUGGUUGUUCUUGUGAAAAUCUAGACCUGGCUGGCAAGGCUUCUUUUGCUUUCAAUCAGUAUUUUCAGACGAGGGAUCAAAGCGUUGAGGCUUGUAAUUUCGAUGGAUUGGCCACUAUUGUAACACAGGAUCCAUCAAGGGGAAGUUGCGUAUUCCCUGUGGAAAUAGAAAGCAAUGGUAACAUGGUUAGAGCUAUGCGUACGCUGGGAAGCCUUUUGAUUGGAUUCUCAUUGUUUUUCAUAACAUAUGCGUAA